Molecule: messenger RNA, 3362 nt
Organism: Pyrgilauda ruficollis (rufous-necked snowfinch)
Lineage: Eukaryota; Metazoa; Chordata; Aves; Passeriformes; Passeridae
Product: trichohyalin-like
Exons: 2
Coding region: 1-3051 (1016 amino acids)
Molecular function (GO): calcium ion binding; transition metal ion binding
Source: RefSeq, a predicted model, not a curated record
AUGUCCCCGUUCUUGGACAGCAUCGCCACCAUCGUCGGCGUCUUCCAGCAGCACGCCCGGGGAGAUGGGGACGGCUCCGGGCUCAGCCGCAGGAGGAUGAGGGAGCUCAUCCAGAGGGAAUUUGCAGAUUCCCUGGUGAAGCCACACGACCCUCAGACCAUUGAGAAGAUCCUGCAGUUCCUGGAGUGGGAUGGGGACGGGGACAUCGAUUUUAAUGAGUUCCUCCUCCUGGUGUUCCGGGUGGCCAAGUGCUGCUUCUGGUUCCAGUCGAGGGCCCCGUUCCUGGUGCAGAGGACAAAGCUCCCAACCGGAGGAAAAUCCCUCCAGGAGCCGGAAUUCAGGAGCAGAGGGAGCCGCCGGCAGUUCCAGGAGGAGGAACAAACCUGGGAGAGGAAUCGUGAAGCUGAGCUGCAAGGAGACGUCAGGGUCGGGGAGGUGGAAAUCUCAGAGGAUGCAAGGAGGGAUCAGCAGGAACGUCGCACGCGGAGCAGGAAGGAUGUGGAACCACGCGGGGAGCCGAUCCCUCGGGAAUACCGGGAACGGAGCCAGGAGCCAUGCGAGCAGCGGGAGAGCCGGAGAAGGCGGCAGCCCCCGGAGCCAGACAGACGGGAGGGAGAGAGGAGAGACCGGGAGGGGCCCCGGGAGGAAGAACUGGCAGACGUGAGGACGGGCAGGCAACGCCAAGAACCCCAAGCACGGCCGGACCGGUGGAGCCGCCAGGAGCCAGGGCGUGAUGAAAGAACCCAGCGGCCACGAGGAGCAGAUGGAGAAGGUGACAAUCGGCCACGGGAACCCGAAUUGGUCCGGGAAGAGAGGAGCCGCCACCGCCGGCGUGAACUGGAACAAAGAGAGCUGGAAGGGAGAAGCUGCCGGGCGGCUGAGCUGGAAUGUCCGGAGUCCAGGCGGCCACAUCAGUCGUACCUGGAGGAACCGUUAGAGAUUGACCUCGGGGAGUGUGGGAGAGCAGAGCCAGAGGAACGUGGCUACGGACAGAGAACAAAGCGGGAACGAGAGCUGGAAUCUGUGGAAAGGGAAAGGGAGAUCCGGGAGGAGCAGGAGAGGGAAGAAAGAGAUGAUCGCAGAAGAAAAGGGAGAAUGAGAGAGAGGAGGGUGGAUCAGGAACGGGAGCUGGAGGUGGACGUGUCUGAGCGCCGCACAUGGGAGAGACGAGAGCGUGAAAUUCGUGAGAUUGAAGAUGAUGGAAGGAGACAGAGAGAACCAGUGAGGUAUGAAAGGGAGAGAGAGAUCUCAGUGGCAGCAGCAGAAGCCGACAUCAAAGUGCACCGUGAGAUCCGGGAACGAGGUGAGGAGCUGAGACGGAGAGAACGUCCCUGUGAGGAUGAGGAGGAAGCAGAAACAGAGAGGAGAAUUUCCCGGGUCAGAGAAGAGGCUGCAAGGAAGAGGAGAAUCGAUCGGCAACGGGAGCUGGAGGUGGAGGCCUCUGAGCGCCGGACACGGGAAAGGGAGGCAGAAGUGGCCAGAGUCAGACAGAGAGAGACACGGGAGAGACGAGAACGUGACAUUCGGGAGGCUGAAGUAGAUGCCAGGAGAGAACAAGAAGUGUACGACAGGAGAAGAGAGAUCUCAGUGGAAGCAGCAGAAGCCGACGUCAAAGUGCGCCGUGAGAUCCGGGAACGGGAACCACGAGAGGAGCUGAGACGGAGAGAGCGUCCCUGUGAGGAUGAGGAGGAAGCAGAACCAGAGAGGAGAAUUUCCCGGGUCAGAGAAGAGGCCCUGAGGGAGAGGAGAAUUGAUCGGCAACAGGAGCUGGAGGUGUCUGAGCGCCGGAUACGGGAAAGGGAGGCAGAAGUGUCCAGAGUUGGCCGGAGAGAGACACAGGAGAGACGAGAGCGUGACAUUCGUGAGGCUGAAGUAGAUGCCAGGAGGGAACAAGUGUAUGACAGGAGAAGAGAGAUCUCAGUGGAAGCAGCGGAAGCCGAUGUCAAAGUGCGCCGUGAGAUCCAGGAACGGGAACCACGAGAAGAGCUGAGAAGGAGGGAACGUCCCUGUGAGCGUGAGGAGGAAGCAGAACCAGAGAGGAGAAUCUCCCAGGUCAGAGAGAGGGAAGAGGCCGUGAGGGAGAGGAGAAUCAACCGUGAACAGGAGCUGGAGGCCUCUGAGUGCCGCAGCCGCCGGACACGGGACAGGGAGGCAGAAGUGACCAUCACUGACCAGAGGGAGGCACGUGAUGAGAUCAGGCUGGAGGUCCUGGAGGAAGAAGAUGAGGAGGAGCUGGAGCAGGGCCAGUGCCGGUACCAGACCCUGGACGUGGACACCGGCGAUCUCUGUCCCCCAGGACAGGAGGUGCCCGUCAGUGACCUCAGGGUCCGGUACCGCCCCGCUGACCCCGAUGUCCGGCCCGAGGUGCGGCUGCUCCCCGAGCCCGUGGAGCCUCAGACCGUCGCCUACUUGGUGCACGUGAUCCAGAACCUGGAGGACCCCAAGGCCGCUACCUACGAGAUCGUGUGCCACCAGCCCGGCCAGCGGGGCCAGCCCGUGUGUGUCCGGACCUGCUCCGUGUCCCCACGGCCACCGAGCGACCGCCAGGGCCACCCUGAGGCGCCGCCAUCCAAAUGCCAGGAAAACCGCGAGGUUCUGGAUGAGCCCCGGGAAAGAUCCGGAAAAGAAGUGAAGGACGGAGCCCUGCGGGAUUCGGCUGAGCCGGAGGCUGUGAAAGGCGAGCGGGUGAAAUCCAAGGAGAUCCGGAGGCGCCCCGAGAUCCCUGAGGUGGAGCAGGAUCAGCCCCAGGGUGAGGAGCCCCAGAAGGUCCCACGGGAGCCCGGAUCCGGCUGCCAGCGGAGAGAGCGCGAGGACAGCGAGGCCAGGAGCUGCGUCCCCCCGGAAUGUCGGGAUGCGGAGCGGAGAGACCCCGGAGAGAGCCGCAGAGAGGGAAUCCAGGAGGCUCAGGAGGCUCCUGAGGAGGAACCCAGCAAGAGGAGCCCCCGGGAACCCGGCAGCUCCCAGGUUUCUCGGGAAGGUGGCACCAAGCAGGGCCAGGAGCCCCCGCAGGAGGCCCCGAGCCGCCCCAGGGAUGAAUCCAAGACAUCCUGAGGGGAAUCCGCCUCUCCCUGGAGCCUCUCCAGGUCCUUUUGAGGGUCACUUCUGCCCCCCAUUGCCAGCUUGGCAAGCGGUGGCCCAGCAGUGAUGGACUCAAAAGGAUCCCGGGGUGUCCAGUGGGGUUUGGGGGCUUUUCCCUGGAAUUAAUCCUCAGCAGAAAGCAAGAUCCCCCCGGAUCCGGAGUUUCCACCUCCCUGCUGGGUGUAUCCCUCCAUAUUUAAUCAUUUCUUCUGCUCUAAUUGGAGUCCUUGGGUCCCUCUGUCCUCUUUUGCACCCUGGCGUGUCACUUCAGGUCCCCCCGGGCA